AUGGCACAAACAAGCGUCAUCGAGCUAAUUCCAAUUGAUAAAGGAAAUCGUUUGAAAUUAAACACCGGAAAAAUCGUGGUUGGACGCACCCCGGAUGUUGGAUGUAUUGAUAAAAAAAUAUCUCGUAAUCAUGCUGAAAUAAUCUUAAAAAACGAUGGAAAUUUGUUCAUUAAACCGAUUCAUCAUAAUCCAGUAUUUUUUAAAACAAAAAAUAAUAAAGUUGUUUCAUUAACAAAAGACAAAGAACAUCAGUUAUUUCAUGAUGAUCAAUUUGGUCUUUUGCCAGACAACUAUUUUUAUCGUGUUAAUAUAAUCGUUGCGAACUCACAUGAUAAUAAAACAGAUGAUUCGUCAUUUUCACAUGAAACUGAUGCAAACAUCACCAAUCCAAUGGAUAUUUCUGAUUCUAGACCACAUGAAGAUAAUCCUAAAUCACCAAUUCUUGGUGCAGUGAACGAAUCAGAUAUAACAAAUGAAAAACAAGAUGGUUGUAACAAAUCACUUAUUAUUGGUGCAGUGAACGAAUCGGAUAUAAAUGAAAAACAAGAUGAUUGUAAUAAAUCACCUAUUCUUGGAGCUCACUCGGCGAGAUUUUUUGAUAAUAACAAUCCUUCGCUUGAUGAGUCACCGCCAGUUACCAAGUCGUCUCCAAAAAAACGUUACCAUCGAUUAUCCGAUGAUGAAGACGAGAUGGAUCAAACAAAGAAUUUAAGUUUGGUUAAAAAUGAAAUUGAUUCACCACAAAAGCAAACGAUUGGGAACACUAUACAUAAUCAUACUACAUCAAACGACGACGAAAAAAAAAGUUCAGAUGUUGAGCGAAAGCCAAUUAAACAGGAUAUUUCUGCAUCAAACGAAAAUUCUGGUGUCAUCUAUAAUACGCCACGAACCUUACCGUCAUGGAUGAGUAGUUCAGAGCCUCCACCAUCAUCAAAGACAAAAGCGAAACCAAAGACAACAGUACCCCGUACAAAGACACAACCACAUUCUGAUGAUAAAGAACCAUCUCCAAAGAAAAAGAAGCGUGAAUCGUGUACAUAUGGAAAUAAUUGUUAUCGAACAAAUCCACUUCAUCGUCAGCAAGUAUCUCAUCCCGGUGAUUCUGAUUAUGAAAUGGGCAGUGAUAAUAAUAAUAACACAAAUACAGCAGAUAAUAAACAAAAACCAUUGUGUCCGUACGGUAGUGACUGUUACAGAAAAAAUGCUGCUCAUUUCAAAGAAUUUCGCCAUAAUUCAACGAAAACACGUACAUCAGCUACAGGUCGAACAUCGAAGCGGAAGAGUAUCGAUGAAGAAGAUCUUGAUGAACCAAACGAGUAUGAUUUUGAUGACAGUUUUAUUGAUGAUCAGGGUAUCUCACAAGAUAGUAACGGGCGAGACAGGCAUAUAGAUUCAAGUUCAGAUUCUGAAGAUGAAUGGAAACCGUCAGACAAAGCUAAAGGACAAGAAUCCGAUAGCGAUGUGGAUGAUGAUGAUGUUGAAACGUUGAAAAAAGAAGCAGCAGCUUUUCUUAAAAAUAAAAAGCUUCAAUAUCCACAUGCUUCAUCGUCAACGCAAAAAACAAGUCAUCAUGUCGUAAAAGAUGAAGAUGAAGAUUGA
Didymodactylos carnosus is the source of this 1599-nucleotide messenger RNA. The record is from the annotation of a GenBank genome assembly. Lineage: Eukaryota; Metazoa; Rotifera; Eurotatoria; Philodinida; Philodinidae.